AUGGACAAAAAUGGUUUGGAGCAACAGCAUUCGACACUGGCAAUGAUCAACAUGCUGAAUAUGGCGCAGCUAAUAUCGAUGGCCUCAGUUGGACCAACCGCUGCCGCACUUCCGAACAAUAUCCCAGCUGCUGCUGCUGCUGCUUCGCAAGCUCAGGCAGCAUUAGCAAACUUGGCAGCUGGCUUCUCACCAAUGCUCACUCCAUUCGGAGCAAUUGGACAAGUACCGCUUUCUAGCGACUCGACAACGGCAUCAACCGCAACUGUCAGUGAGCCUACAGCAAGUACCCCAGAUGACGAACGAACACCACGUACCGGCGUAGCCUUUCGGAAAAUGCUGGAGUCUUAUGGUUAG
This is a messenger RNA of Gongylonema pulchrum, 354 nucleotides long. The record is from the annotation of a GenBank genome assembly. Lineage: Eukaryota; Metazoa; Nematoda; Chromadorea; Rhabditida; Gongylonematidae.